AUGGAGCAAUUCGCCACCGCUGCCACUGCUGCUGCCAAGGCCGCUGCUGCAAAAGCAGCUGGGAAAGCGGAUGUCAAGGCGGAUGGUGGUGCUAAUGGUGGUGAUAGUGGGGGUAGCUUGGCGCGCAGCAAAAGUGUGGUGCUGGUAAAGAAUCUGCCCUUCAAGGUGGAGGCUGGCGAGCUGGUGGGGUUGUUCCAGCGGUUCGGACCGGUAGCGAGGUUUGUGCUGCCGCCCACCAAUACUGUUGCAUUGGUGGAGAUGGCCGAUUCUGCUGAUGCCAAGAGGGCCUUCAAGGGCCUAGCUUAUAAGAAAUACCAGCAUGUUCCUCUGUACCUGGAAUGGGCACCAAAAGGAAUCCUCCUAGAACCCGCAACGCCAUCGAACGCGCCAACCACAACAGCAACAGCAACUUCUAGGGAAGCGGGUGGGGGGCCAGGAGAGGGAAGAGCAAGAGAAGAGAACGAGGGAGGCGAGAUGAAGAGUGUAAAGAAGCAGGGAGCAGUGGGGCUUUUGCCUGUGGUGAUGGAUGGGAAGGCGGCCAGGCGUGUGGCUGCUGAGGCGGAGACCGUGGGGGGAGUGGCAGGGAGAGAUGGGGGAGGAGAAGGAGGGGAAGGGCAUGCGGUGGAAGGGGAGGAGGAUGGGCAGGUGAGCCUAGCAAAAGGAGGAACAGAGGGGGUGGGUGGGAUAGGGUUGAAGGAUGUGCUGGGAGGGUGGAGGGAGCCCACGAGCCACAGUGUGUUUGUGAAGAAUCUGAGCUUUGCCACCACAGAGGCACAGCUGAAGGAGCACUUGGAGAAGCUUCUUAGAAGCAAGCACACCGGGGCCAAGGGGGGCCCAUCCAUACGCAGCGUCACGGGAACUGUGCUGGAUGGACAUGCAUCGCUGCUGCAGUUGAGCAAAGGGGAGGCGAAGGGGGGUGAGGAGAAAGAAGAUACAGCAGGGGCAGGGGGCAAGGGGAAGGAGAGCUCGACCAAAGUGAUGCUGAAGAGCAUGCGGCUGGCGCGCAAGUUUGACAGGGGCCACCGGAGGUUUGCGUUUGUGGAGUUUGCCAGAAAGAGGGAAGCAGAGAGUGCCUUUGAUGCGCUCAAGAGCACUCACCUGUACGGCCGCCACCUCGUGCUUGAACGGGCCAAGGAGGGUGAGGGGGCUGACGAGCUACGUGCCAAAACUGCCGCCCAGUUUCUGGACCAGGCCCUCAGAUUGGUUUAA
Messenger RNA from Closterium sp. NIES-65, 1209 nucleotides. NCBI's taxonomy places the organism in Eukaryota, Viridiplantae, Streptophyta, Zygnematophyceae, Desmidiales, Closteriaceae. The record is from the annotation of a GenBank genome assembly.